This is a messenger RNA of Dinoponera quadriceps, 1082 nucleotides long. RefSeq names its product odorant receptor 4-like. The record is from RefSeq and is a predicted model, not a curated record. Gene Ontology annotation, molecular function: odorant binding; olfactory receptor activity. Gene Ontology annotation, biological process: sensory perception of smell; detection of chemical stimulus involved in sensory perception of smell. Gene Ontology annotation, cellular component: plasma membrane. The coding region runs from base 132 to 1082 and encodes 316 amino acids. Lineage: Eukaryota; Metazoa; Arthropoda; Insecta; Hymenoptera; Formicidae. The transcript is spliced from 6 exons.
UCGGAAACUUAUGCUGAAAAGCAUCGAGAGCAAAAGUGGCCACGAUUAUAGUCUCCAAUUGAAUCGAUGGUAUCUCAAGCCGAUUGGCGCUUGGCCAUUGACAAGCGCGUCGAGCGCGGCUGAGAAGAGUUAUGGGCUCGUUCAAUUAUUUGGUGCUGCUCCAACACAGCGUCAACAUUCGCGAUUGUAUAGAACACAUGAGUGCGGAUUGGGGAAUGAUGCAAAAAGCUGAUGAUCGCGAAGUGAUGAUGCAGCACGCCAAGUUCGGUCGAUUCAUUGCCGUGAUCUGCGGAGUGAUCAUGCAGGGUGGUUCGUUUCUCUAUGGCGUGGCCAAAGCGAUGAAAACCGUAACAAUCGUUAUCGGCAACGAGACCGUCACGAUGCACCCGAUGACGUGUCCAGCAUAUAGCAAGAUCAUCGACAUGAGAUACAGUCCUGUAAAUGAAAUUGUGCUGGUUAUACAGAUCUUGUCGACAUUUGUAGUGAGUUUCGCAACGGUCGGUAUUUGCAGUUUAGCCGCUGUCCUUGCAACGCACGCCUCUGGUCAAUUGAACGUGCUAUACAUGAGGUUGGACGAACUCAGCAAGAAACAAAAAGAGGGGAAUCAUAUAGACGAACAAAGAAUGAUCGUCAUCGUGGAACAUCAUCUGAGAGUGUUGAGUUUUAUAUCGCGCGUGGAAAAUAUUAUGCAUAAGGCCUCUCUCGUCGAACUGACGGGAUGUACCAUAAUUUUGUGUUUACUUGGAUAUUAUAUUCUUAUGAAUUGGGGUACAUUUGAUGCAGCACAAAUAACAUCUUACGUUAUAGUAUAUGUAUCGAUGGCUUUUAAUAUUUUUAUAUUUUGCUACAUCGGCGAAAUUAUCACCGAAAAGUGCAAACGUGUUGGUGAAGUGGCGUAUAUGACUAAUUGGUACAAUCUACAUCAUAAAACGGCGCACGGUCUCGUCUUGAUAAUCGCACGAUCGAGUAACGUGAUCAAAAUAACUGCAGGAAAAUUAAUUCAAUUAUCUAUUGCAACUUUCGGCGACGUAUUUAAGACUUCUCUAGCAUAUUUGAAUAUUUUGCGAACGAUGACAACAUAA